Messenger RNA from Melospiza melodia melodia, 357 nucleotides. RefSeq names its product late histone H2B.L4. The record is from RefSeq and is a predicted model, not a curated record. Gene Ontology annotation, cellular component: nucleosome. Gene Ontology annotation, molecular function: DNA binding; structural constituent of chromatin; protein heterodimerization activity. Bases 1 to 357 code for a protein of 118 amino acids. Lineage: Eukaryota; Metazoa; Chordata; Aves; Passeriformes; Passerellidae. The transcript has 2 exons.
AUGAGCCCAGAACCUUUGAAGAAACGUGGUUGUGCUGUUGCCUCUGGGGAAAAAAGAUCUAAGAGGAAGCCAAAGAGAAAGGAAGCAUUUUCAGUCUACAUUUACAAAGUACUGAAGCAGGUGCACCCCGACCUCGCCAUCUCGUCCAAGGCCAUGAGCAUCAUGAACUCGUUUGUGAGCGACAUGCUGGAGCGGCUGGCGGCGGAGGCGGCGCGCCUGGCGCAGUACGGGCGCCGUGCCACCCUCAGCAGCCGCGAGGUGCAGGCGGCCGCGCGCCUGCUGCUGCCCGGGGAGCUGGCCCGGCACGCCGUGUCCGAGGGCACCAAGGCCGUCACCAAGUACACCAGCGGCCAGUGA